GCGCCAGCUUGUACUCCCACCUACGGCUGCCCGGGAACUGCCCAGCGCAUGGAUGCUCCCUCGCGCAUCAGAGCAUGGGGGUGAUACGCGUGCUGCUGUUUCCGUGCGGCAGCGGCGUCGCCGAAGAACUGUUCGAGGGCUUGCAUUUACUACGAGACGUCGAGCUCGUGGGCGCGACCUCAAGGUCGGCCGAAGGCGACCACGGGCCCUGCCUCUACAACGAGUACAUUACCGACGUGCCGCUCAUCCGCGAAGGGGAGAAGUGUUUCCAAACUCUCCGCGCGAUUGUCCGCGACCGGCGCAUUGACGUCGUCUUUCCCUGUUACGAUGAUGCGAUCCCGUACCUCGCGGCGCGGCGCGACUCGCUGGGUUGUGCGCUAUCGGCGCCGUCGCUGGAGACGUGUCUCGUGACGCGCUCGAAGCGCCUCACGUACGAACGUUUGGCGCCCCUCGGCGUCCGGUGCCCAGCGGUGUAUGAAGCAGGCGCCGCAGUGUACCCGUGCUUCGUCAAGCCCGAGCGCGGCCAGGGUAGCCAAUCCUCGGUCGCGUGCGGCGACGCGGCCGCACUCACCGAGGCGAUGCGCGCGUGCGCGGACCCGCUCGUCUGCGAGCUGCUGCCGGGCGAGGAGUACACCGUGGACUGUGCUUCCGAUAGGGACCGGGGUUUGGUCUGGUACGGGGCGCGGCGGCGAGUUCGCGUGAGAGCCGGCCAGUCCGUCUGCACGGAGUGGUGCGAUUUCCAAGGAACGCCGGACGGCGAUACCGUCAAACGGUACGCGACCCUCAUCUCCGACGCGUUCGGUAUGAGGGGGGGCUGGUUCUUCCAGCUCAAGCGCAACGCGGCGGGCGAGCUUGCGCUGCUGGAGGUCGCGCCGCGGCUCGCGGGCGCCGCUGGCCUCGCGCGGUGCCUGGGCGCGAACCUCGCGCAAUUGACUCUUCUUGAGAUCCGGAGGGACGCAGCGUGGUCGGUCAUGACAAACAUUACGUGCUACGCGCCGCGCCUGCGCAUGGAUAAGGCGUACGCGACCAUGCUCGUGCCGGACGCGGCGGCCGGUGGCGCCACGCCAGGGGCCGCCUACGACACCGUCGUCGUUGACCUCGACGACACGCUCGUCCUGGGACGUGGAGCCGGCCAGCGCGUUAACGUCGCGCUCGUUGCAUUCCUCUUCCAGGCGCGCAAUGCGGGCAAGAAGCUCGUCCUCGUCACGCGCUCGGCGAGCGACGUCAGCGUCGUGCUUGCACGGCACGCGCUCACCGAACUCUGGGCCGAAAUUCAUCAUCUUCGGGGCGGCGAGCCCAAAUCCGCGCACGUCCCUCCAACCGCGAUCUUCGUCGACGACAGCUUCGCCGAGCGCCGCGAGGUGGCGGCGGCGACCGGUGUGCCGACGUUCGACGCGACUAUGGUCGAUGCCCUCGUCGACCGCCGGCUCUGGCGCGCCGCGCCCGCCACGUCCGAUUCACCGGAAGCGUGCCCGACGCGGUACGAGGUCCGCGACUGCCUGACAGAUACGCGAGCGACCGGCGUCACCGUCGCUGCGAUCGACGUCGUCCUCCUCGACGCGCUGCGCGCGCGCGUAGCGUUGCACCUCGACGACCUUGCCGCGCGGCUUCUCGCCGCCCCGGGGGCGGCGCUAGACGUCGCCCCCGAGAUAUGGGCAGGCCUACGCGGCGCGCUCCGGCGCGCCAGCGCCCCCACGGCGGUCGUGGACGACGUCCACACGCUCGACGUGGACCCGAGGUCCGGCGCGACGAUCGUCGCCGACCUCUGCGCCGACAACUCCGAGAGCAUCGCCGGCGGUGCCUAUCGCUACAUCGCCUGUACCGAGGUCCUCGAGCACACGGCCGCGCCCUGGGCCGCCGUCGUCGAGCUUGCGCGCCUGCUCGCCCCCGGCGGCCUCCUCUACCUCUCCGUGCCCUACAACUUCCGGAUACACGGUCCCCUGCCGGACGCGUGGCGCAUCAACGAGCACGGCAUUCGCCACCUCGCCCGCCACGCAGGCCUCGAGCUUGUGGAGCUCAGCGCGUUAGAGACGCCCGGUCGGCCGCUCCACCCGGUUCACUACACCGUGGUCCUCGCAAAAGACCCCAGUUAGCUACGAGGGGUAAUAUAUGAGUACUAU
This is a messenger RNA of Pelagomonas calceolata, 2120 nucleotides long. Lineage: Eukaryota; Pelagophyceae; Pelagomonadales; Pelagomonadaceae. The record is from the annotation of a GenBank genome assembly.